CUCACGUAAUUCGACACUCAUAGACCUCCAUAGAAAAUGGGUUUAUUUCACGGAGACAGUUGGAUGGAGUAAAUCCUCUUCCUCGCUGUUGGCGGCUGUAAAUACCGGCUGUCGGUGGAAUCAGUGGAUGAGAGACGGUUGAGGAAAACGGCUUUAACGACGCGGCUGAACGGCUCUUUUUCUGUAACAAGACGCGUUUCUCAUACAUCUAUAUAUUUUUUCUCGCGACGACAGCCAUUAUUUACGUGGAUAUAAUAUUGUAUUAUAAUUGUGUGAAGAUGGCCAAACGGCUGGGAACCGAGGACGGAAUGUUUAAUCUCACCAACGCUUCUUCAAGAUUUCCGCGUUGAUCAGUAUCUGAACUCCGGGGACGUGAACAUGGAUAUCGCGGAUGGAGCGGAGGACCUUUCCUUGGAGGAAAUGUUAUCGCUGUACAGCCAGCCGAUCAACGAAGAGCAGGCAUGGGCUGUGUGUUACCAAGGUUGCAGAAACACCGGAGGAGAAAUUCCAAGACCUCUGGCUCGUCCGUUGUGGAUUUGGCGAGAAGGGUUGACGGACCUGGCGAUGUACGGAUUCUGAGAGAUGGAACAGUUCAUUUGCGCCACCAAGACAGCACAGAUCUGCUCGAUGGCAGAGAGGAAGGCGAUUGAUAAGAUGAUAGAUUCAGGACCCCAGCUGGCCGGAUCAAUGGAGUACAAUGUGGUGCUGAGUCUGUGCAACAGGGGGUACAUCUAUCUAGACGUGCCCAUCUCUCCUUCAGGUCUGUGCAACAGGGGGUACAUCUAUCUAGACCUGCCCAUCUCUGAUGACAGCUGUAUGUCAGUGCCCCCGCUGGAAGGCUUGGUGAUGAACAGGGUCCAGGGUGACUACUUUGAAACCCUUUUGUACAAAAUCUUUGUGUCCAUCGAUGAGCAGACUAAUGUGUCAGAGAAUGCUGUGUCUAUGUACUGUCGCCUGGGUUUUGACCUGAAGAAAGGAGGCUCGUUCAGCUCAGAGCAGCUCCACCCCACAUGGAAGAGUGCCCCCUCUGUCAACAGACUCAAGAGCACCGUGGACCCCAAACAGAUGCUGCUGUUGUGGGAACAGGGGAGUCCUGUGAUGGAGGCUGGAUCCUCGGCUACGGACACCACCAGCAUGGAGGACCAAGCCAGUGUGAGCAGCCUGAGUAACCCUGGUCCUGCUGCCCCGCCCACUAAGAGGAUCACCUUCCUGUUUGACUCCACCCUCACUGCCUUCCUCAUGAUGGGAAACCUCUCGCCGGUCAGUCACUGUGUUAAAGUCCCAGAGACAGAUGACCAGCCCAGAGACAGAUGACCAGCCCAGAG
Coregonus clupeaformis (lake whitefish) is the source of this 1325-nucleotide messenger RNA. Its product is annotated as protein FAM91A1-like. Gene Ontology annotation, cellular component: cytoplasmic vesicle; trans-Golgi network. The transcript has 8 exons. The record is from RefSeq and is a predicted model, not a curated record. The coding region runs from base 583 to 1314 and encodes 243 amino acids. Gene Ontology annotation, biological process: intracellular protein transport. NCBI's taxonomy places the organism in Eukaryota, Metazoa, Chordata, Actinopteri, Salmoniformes, Salmonidae.